Molecule: messenger RNA, 1192 nt
Organism: Klebsormidium nitens
Lineage: Eukaryota; Viridiplantae; Streptophyta; Klebsormidiophyceae; Klebsormidiales; Klebsormidiaceae
Source: the annotation of a GenBank genome assembly
CAUCACUUCGUUGGCAGCCACGUUGUCAUCGACGCCCACAAUGAUCCGUUCACCAACCAGCUAGAACAGUCGAGGAGCCAUUAAAGUGCCACCACUGAAGCGCUUACAUUUCGAGCAUUUGACUGGUGACGUGAAAGCGCGAGCUUCACUAAUUCGCCAACUGUGACAAUGGCAGGAAUGGCGGCAGUUGCUGUGCCUACGGCACCCAAAGCCGAGCCCGCUCCCGCAGUAUGGAAUGGAGUGCUUACCCAAGAGAAGGUGGGGCUCAUUCAGUCAUCAUACGCAAAGAUUGACGAGAAGAUCGGCGCAUUGGGCUUUGGCAAGGAGUUCUACACGGUCCUCUUCGAGAUGGCACCAGCAGCCCAGGCGCUCUUCAAGUCUGGGCGCGAGGCCCAAUCGAAGAUGUUCGCCGGUAUGCUAACCACGCUGGUUAAGAACAUUGACAACGCGGACAAAGUGGUGCCCGUCCUCCAGGCCCUCGCCACCAGGCACGUGCGGUACGGAGUCAAGGAGGCUCAUUUUCCGAUAGUCGGGGCGGGUCUCCUGGCCACUUUGGAGAAGGUGUUGGCGACCGACUUCACCCCCCCGGUCAGGGAGGCGUGGACCGAGCUUUACGGGAUCACGCAAACGGUGAUGUGGGCCAAGAUGGAGGAGGUGAUCCAGGGAAAGCCUGCAGAGUAACGCGGGCUGACGUCCGCAAGUCUAGAGGGGGAUUAUGCCGGGGCGGAUCCGGAUUGCGUAGUAUGUGUUGUUGAGGAUCAUGAAAGUUCCCACGAAGGUUCAAUUAUUCAGGGACGUUCUUGGCGAGCGCGCGCAUGAUAGGCUCUAGCUAGCAAGAUUGAAAUUAACGUACGAACCUGCAUAGGGGCCUCACCCCGCAGCCGGCUCAAGUAUUGCUUUGAUGUGUUGCAUGAUUAACCGCCUGGGAAAGGCAAGGACAUUGAGAAUUGAGCAAUCAGAUUGCCCAGCCAUGGAGCUAGCAGAAAUACAGAUUGAAGCGUGAUUUGUCAAUAGUGGCUUAACUUGAACCUGCACCAGCACGUUCGAGAUCUUUGGCUGAUAACAGCACAAUUUGCAUGGCAGACUUGAUCUGCUCCUAACGUGAGAUUGAUCGAGCUUUUCAAGGAUCGAACUAGGCAAUACUUUUCCUUGGUCGCGAUGGAUCCACGACGUAAAGACUUUUCAAUUCGAU